GAAUGGAGACCCACUGUGAUGCAACACUGGAUGGAGCUCAGUGUUAUGGAGCUCUGGGAGGAACUGUCUCUCUCCAGCUGAUGACCAUUGACAGUAAAGCCCCUGACAUAUUAUUAAAAACCAACUCCACUGGUUUUACUAGAAAUAUACUCCAAAUUAGAAACAAAACUUAUAAAAAAGUAAAAAUCGACAAAUCCAUUGAAACCAGAGCACACUUCUUUUUCAACAACGGAACAUUUAGGAUAGAUAACACAGAAAGAAGUGAUUCUGCUGAAUAUAGACUAGAAACAUUUAAUUCAGAUGGGAAAACAUUAGGGACCAGAGGACUACAGCUGUUUAUUGAAGGUACAGUAAUUAGCUAACCCUUUAAAAAUCUCAUCUUGACAAAUCCUUAUUACUAACUAUAAGUUGACUACAGUAGCUUCUGUGGCCUUCUACUUCUAGAAGAAGUGUUGUUUUCUAAUGUGUUUAUGCGAAUGUCUGCAAAUGUCUACAGAUGCCUAUUCUUCUUCCUCCACAGCCCCAGUGUCCUCUCCUCAGCUGUCCUCUCAGUGUCUGACCCAUGGAGAGAUGAGGGUGACCUGCUCCUCUGAGGGGGAUGGUCCUCAGUAUAGCUGGACUCUGGAUGGACACACACAGAGAGACACUGAGGCCUCUCCUGGUGACGAGACAAACACCAUCACACUGAAGAAAGGCCUGUCUGGAGAUCUCACUUGUACCGUCAAAAACAAAAUCAACAGUGUCACUGUGAGCAAAAUCAUCUCCCCCUGUGAGGGUAAGCUACUGUUUAAUUACAUUUGUUAAAGAGACAUAUCAUGUAAAAUAAUAUCAUUGAUUAACGAUAAUUAUGAUGAUGAUUAUAAUGAUGAUGAAUCUUUAUCAAUGGACUUUGACCUGUUUAGAAAGCACUAUCCAUUUUCCAGUAUUACAUUCAGAUAUAUAUACGAUUUCUGUUUAUUUGAUUACUUGCAGGGCUUAUGUAUGUUAACUGCACUUCCAAUGGGACAAAGAUAUCAGAGUGGGUGAUUGCCGCUGGUAAUACCCUGUGUAUUGACCCUACAGUAGUGGCACACACAACUGUGACAAAGGCCUCCACCAGUAAAACAGAGACAACCAACGGCAAGGGGUUUGAAACCAUAGUGACCUCCACUCUAAAUCGUCCCACUCUAAAUCUUUGUCAUACUUCUGACUUAUUAUAAUUCCUUGGAAUGCUAUUUUUCGUUCUUUUUUUUUUUACUCCAGCCACUUUAAUGGGAUUUCCUCAACAUUCUAAAAGGCCCAUUGUGACAUCAUGACUUCCAAAAUUCUAUUCUAUUCACUCUAAACUAUAAUAAUAAUAAGCCAUUUAGCAGACGCUUUUAUCCAAAGCGACUUACAGUCAUGUGUUCAUACAUUUUUACGUAUAGGUGGUCCCGGGGACCGAACCCACUACCCUGGCGUUACAAGCACCAUGAUCUACCAAUUGAGCUACAGAGGACAACAAUAUAACUUUUGACGUAAAUCAGCUACUUUAAACACUUUCCCAACAACUUAGACAAUAAACUUAGAAAUCUAAUGAAAUCUAAGUUUGUUUCUGUGCCUUUCAAAUUUGAAAUCAGAACAGAGUUAUCUUCUGCCGAUCAAAUGAUACAGCUGUUUUGGAAACCGCAUCAGCUACAUUUCCUUUCAGCUUUUACAAGCAACUUACAUUUUGACCACUUAUCCAUCAAGGUAAAAUAAAAAUCUGAGCAUAUCACAGCUCAGUCUACUUCUCUGCUAUUCAAAUCUGAAAUCAGAACAUAAUGAUCUUCUACCGAUCAAAUGAUACAGCUGUUAUAGUAAUCACAUAAACUACAUGUUCUGUCAACUUUUACAAACAAGAAACAUUUUGACCACUUUCCCGACAGGUUAGCCAAAAACUUAGAGGGUAUGACAUCUUAAUCUACUUCUCUGCUUUUCAAAUCUAAAAUCAGAACACUUUUUCCACUACCACAAAUAUACAUUUAAAGAGCUAAAGGAAGUCCCACAAUUUAAUGUCUAGUUAUCAAUAUUAUCAUUAAUACUAAUGAUGGAUUUCAUGACCUUUUAUGUAGUAACAGUGGUGGCAAUGAAACAACCUUCAUGCUACAAUGAAACAACCUUCAUGCUUAUAUGUUGUUCUGUCUCUGUUUCCUCUCUUUUACCCAGACAUCAUAGGGAUCGUAACAGGGUCUCUGACAGGCAUAGUCCUUGUCCUAGUGAUGGUGUUGGCAGUUUACUGUGUCCAGAAGAAAAAUAAACCUCCAAAGACUCCAGGUUAGAGGAUAUUUAGCUGUAGCUCUUCAAUUUUCUCAAGUACUACAAUUGUCCAUGUCAGUCUUGCCAGUGAAAUAUUAAGAGGAAAUCUGACUCACUCUUGGUCUAGCUCUCCCUCUCUUGCUGUCUCUCUCUCUCUCUCUCUCUCUCUCUCUCUCUCUCUCUCUCUCUCUCUCUCUCUCUCUCUCUCUCUCUCUCUCUCUCUCUCUCUCUCUCUCUCUCUCUCUCUCUCUCUCUCUCUCUCUCUCUCUCUCUCUCUCUCUCUCUACACAGUUAAUGUUAACAGUCAGGAUGUGGAAUACGCUGAUGUCAGGACACUGAAGAAUCAGAUGAGACAGCAGGAAAGAAAAGUGGAGUACGGACAUUUGAAAGUGGCGGGGGGUCCCCUGCAGCCAAUGGAGGUGGACUAUGGACAGAUUGAAAUAUUAGAGGGUCUCCGGAAGGUAGACACACCUGAAGAGGAGGACUGUGUGUACGCCAGGGUACGGAAAGGCCAGUGAGAUAGGUACUGUCUAGAUUCAAUAUGAUAGAAGGAGGUUGAUUUGGAGGAAUGUACAAUGCAGUUUCCAUCUGCCUAUGGGCAUAUCAUCCCUAACUGGUAUUGCAUAUCUUACAAAUUUCGUCCCAUUAUGACUACAUUCAGGUUUUCAAAGAUGGUCAUUACUUUAUUUGCAAUAUGUACACCAAGUCUUAAAGAACAACCAAGUGAAAUCAUGAAUCAAAAAUAUACUAAUCUGUUGCUGUCAUGACAUAGAGCAAUACUCUGCAAACUAAGUGCAAGUGGGAAUCUGAACAUGGGGAGAACAUUGAAAAUGAUCUUGGGAGGCAAUACUCCUACCAUUAUCAAUGGAAAAUCACCAGUAGGUACUUUCUAACUCCAGACACAAUGGUGAAGAUAAGAAAAGAAACAACCAGUGAAUACUGGAGAAAAUGUGGGGAAUUGUUCGCAAACUACCUACAUAUUUUUGGAUUUUGUUCUAGAAUAAUUAACUUCUGGAAUUAUGUUUUUGACUUUGCAAACAAUGUAUUUAAAUGCUCCCUGGCAAAGGACGCAAAAAGUAAUCCCUGAACGGUUUCGAAAUGACUAUCUAUUGAAUAUACUAUUGUCUGCAGCAAAUAAAUGUAUUACAGCACAUUGGUUAAAUAAGGACAUUCAUACUAUGGAAGAGUGGAAUUGUAGAGUGAAAGAAAUGUAUUUAAUGGAAAAUAAAAUUGCAAACAGAUAUAUGUGAAAAAAAGAUGGGAACCGCUCCUUGUAAAUAACAUUUUGUAGACAUAAGACCAAUUAGUCUCGAAGCAACCAAAUAUAUGAUAAAUGUGAUGACUUAUUUUUCCUUUUAUUUUUUCUAAUUUUAUUUACUUUCGGUGCUUACAGUGCCUUCAGAAAGUAUUCGCACCCCUCGACUUUUUCCACAUUUUGUUGUUACAGCCUGAAUUUAACAUGGAUUAAAUUGAGAUUUUGUGUCACUGGCCAACACACAAUACCCAAUAAUGUCAAAGUGGAAUUAAGUUUUAGAAAUGUUUACAAAUUAAUGACAAAUUUGCUUAUCAAGUCACAUAAUAAGUUGCAUGAACUAAGUCUGUGAGCAAUAACAGAGUUUAACAUAAUUUUUUUAUGAUUACCUCAUCAAUGUACCCCAAACAUACAAUUAUCUGCAUGGGUCCCUCAGUCGAGCAGUGAAUUUCACACACAGAUUAAAUCACAAAGACCAGGGAUGUUUUCCAAUGCCUCGCAAAGAAGGGCAGCUAUUGGUAGAUAGUAAAAAAAACAAACAGACAUUGAAUAUCCUUUUGAGCAUGUUGAAGUUAUUAAUUACACUUUGGAUGGUGUAUCACUACACCCAGUCACUACAAAUAUACAGGUGUCCUUCCUAACUCAGUUAACAGAGAGGAAGGAAACUACUCAGGGAUUUUACCAUGAGAGCAAUGGUGACUUUAAAACAGUUAAGGAGUUUAAUGGCUGUGAUAGGAGUAAACUGAGGAUGGCUCAACAACAUUGUAGUUACUCCACAAUACUAACCUACAUGACAGUGAAAAGAAAGAAGCCUGUACAGAACACAACUAUUCCAAAACAUGCAUCCUGUUUGCAAUAAGGCACUAUAGUAAAACAGCAAAACAAGUGGCAAAGAAAUUAACUUUAUAUCCUGAAUACAAAGUGUUAUGUUUGGGGCAAAUCCAACACAACACAUCACUGAGUACAGCUCUUAAUAUUUUCAAGCAUGGUUGGUGGCUGCAUCAUGUCAUGGGUACGUUUGUCAACGGCAAGGAUUAGGAAGUUUUUUUUUUAGGAUAAGAAUUAACGGAAUAGAGCUAAGCACAGGCAAAUUCGUAGAGAAAAACCUGGUUCUGUCUGCUUUCCAACAUAAACUGGGAGACAAAUUCACCUUUCAGCAGGACAAUAACCUAAAACACAAGGCCAAAUAUACACUGCAGUUGCUUUAUAAGAAUGUUCCUGAGUGGCCUAGUUACUGUUUUAACUUAAAUUGGAUUGAAAAUCUACGGCAACACUUGAAAAGGCUGUCUAGCAAUGAUCAACAACCACCUUUACAGAGCUUGAAGAAUUUUUAAAUUUUAAAAUAAUAAUGUGCAAAUAUUAUCCAAUCCAGGUGUGCAAAGCUCUUAGAGACUUAAUCAGAAAGACUCACAGCUGUAAUCACUGCCAAAGGUGAUUCUAACAUGUAUUGACAGGGGUGUGACUACAGGAGUGUGAAUAAUAAAUUAAAUAUUUCUGUAUUGCAUUUUCAAAAAUGUGCAACAAUUUCUAAAAACAUAUAUUGGGGUAGAUGAGUGAGAGAGAAAAAAACAUGAUUUAAUGUAUUUUGAAUUCAGGCUGUAACACAACAAAGUGUGGAAUAAGUCAAGGGGUAUGAAUACUUUCUGAAGGCGCUGUAAUUGUAUAGUUAUCUGCUUUGUUGUAUACCUGUUUGUAUCUCAGAAGACCAUAACCUUAAUAAUAAUAAUAAUAAUCAUCAUUUACAGUACCUGUACAGCAAAUAACUGAAUAUUCUAUUUUUAGCGAUUGUUAUUAAUCUUUUGAACAAGUUUAAUAAUAAGUUUAUGUUGUAAAACAAUUCUGAGAUACAUUGCCAUAUCUUUUCACGGCAUCAGAAUAUAUUUUUUUCUUCCCCUGAACCUUUCAACAUCUCUGGUUUUUUUUUUUUGGGGGGGGGGUUAAAGUUGCUGAUGUAUUUCCUGUUUGAGUCACAUGAUUUCCAUAUUUGGUUAGCUCCUCUGAUUAACUUAAAGUAAAGCUUAUAUAAUUUCACCAUAUGUCAGUCUCAAUCAAAAUAAAUUAAGCUAAAAUAACAAAUUGAGAAGAGGAUGUUGAGAAAUAAAGAUAAUGAUGUUGCUAACAAAGUGUUGAUGACAUAAUGUAAUGUUGAGUAAUAUGCAGUGGAAUCACUUGUCAUGCUUCAUUGUGAAUGCCGCUGUGUGAUGGGAAAUUGCAAUUUGAAAAUACAAUCCUGUUUUUUAAAAACAAGCAAAAGUUGUGCCUGUCUUCUCUGAUACUACAAUAAUGAGCAGUAAUAAACACAGUCCAUAUAAAAUCGAAUGUUAUUGGUUGCAUACGGUUGGAUUCUAGCUAGAAAUAUACUUAUUAAUGUUAUCAUACUAUCACUUAUUAAUUACUUUACAUGUAUAAGGACUGUAUAUGUUGGGGUCAAUUAAGGGUUGAUAGGAAUUUGGUGUGUGUAAAGUUAUUGAGUGAGACAAGGGCAAGCGCAGAAAGUUCAUAUUCUGUUUCUAAGGAGGGAGGCAAAGGGCAACAGUCUAGUUUCAGUUCUUGAUAAGGCAUGCCAGCUGUGGAACUAGGGAGGAGUGAGGAAUUUGGCUCGAGGUCAAGUCAACAGAUGAAGUGAGAAGAAACCUCUGGGAGGGGGGCCAGAGGGGCCCACCACAACGACUCUCCUACUACAGUCCUAUCUCACACACAUACAUUUCCAUGCCCACGAAGGUUCUAGCACCAGGCAGGGCCAUGACUACACCAGUGAGAGGAUCAAUUAAGUUCCUGCCUAGCAACAGAAAUGUAUUGGCAGUCGAGUAGGACGUUAUAAAUAUAUGUGCUUGUCCAAUCAUGCUUUGUAUUUGAAACUGUAUGACACACUAGGCGAAUAAACAUGGUUUUAGCUAUUCCUAGUUGUCCGUUUCAAUUUUUACUCUGUUUGUUCAGAACCUAACAAUACACAUAUUUAGUAGAUGUUAUUGCGGGUGUAGCAAAAUGCUUGUGUUCCUAACUCCAACAGUGCAGUAAUAUCUAACAAUACAAAACAAUACACACAAAUCUAAAAAGUAAAAAAAUUGAAUUAAGAAAUAUUGAAAUAUUAGGAUAAACAUUGGCGGAGUCAGUAUAAAUAUAUAUACACUGAACAAAAAUAUAAAUGCAACAUGUAAAGUGUUGGUCCCAUGUUUCAUGAGCGGAAAUAAAAAAUCCCAGGCAUUAUACAUACAGUACACAUAAAAAACGUAUUUUUCUCAAAUGUUGUGCAUAAAUUUGUUUACAUUGCUGUUAGUGAGCAUUUCUCCUUUGCCAAGAUAAUCCAUCCACCUGAGAGGUGGGCAUAUCAAGAAGCUGAUUAAACAGCAUUAUCAUUACACAGGUUCACCCUGUGCUGGGGACAAUAAAAGGCCACGUUAAAAUUUGCAGUUUUGUCACACAACAGAAUGCUACAGAUGUCUCAAGCUUUGAGGGAGCAUGCAAUUGGCAUGCUGACUGCAGGAAUGUCCACCAGACCUGUUGACAGAGAAUUGAAUGUUCAUUUCUCUACAAUAAGCUGCCUCCACCGUUGUUUGAAGGAUUUUUGCAGUAUGUCCAACCGGCCUCACAACCGCAGACCACGUGUAACCACGCCAGCCUAGGACCUCCACAUCUGACUUCUUCACCUGCAGGAUCAUCUGAGGGAGGGCGGGUGGGGUGCUGAGGAGAAUUUAUUUCUGUAAUAAAGCUCUUUUUUGGGGAAAAACUCAUUCUGAUUGGCUGGGUCUGGCUCCCCAGUGGGUGCACCCCUGGCCAGUAAUGUGAAAUAAAUAGAUUAGGGCCUAAUGAAUUUAUUUAAAUUGUAUCUAAACACUACCAGUCAAAAGUUUUAGAACACCUACUCAUUCAAGUUAAUUUUUUAUUUUUGCUAUUUUCUACAUUGUAGAAUAAUAUUGAAGACAUCAAAACUAUGAAAUAACACAUAUGGAAUCAUGUAGUAACCCAAAAAGUGUUAAACAAAUAUUUUAUAUUUGAGAUUCUUCAAAUAGCCACCCUUUGCCUUGAUGACAGCUUUGCACACUCUUGGCAUUCUCUCAACCAACUUCACCUGGAAUGUUUUUCCAACAGUCUUGAAGGACUUCCCACAUAUGCUGAACACUUGUUGGCUGCUUUUCCUUCACUCUGCGGUCCGACUCAUCCCAAACCAUCUCAAUUGGGUUGAGGUCGGGGGAUUGUGGAGGCCAGGUCAUCUGAUGCAGCAACAGUUGAAAAACAAAUGAUAGUCCCACUAAGCCCAAACCAGAUGGGAUGGCAUAUCACUGCAGAAUGCUGUGGUAGCCAUGCUGGUUAAGUGUGCCUUGAAUUCUAAAUAAAUCACAGACAGCGUCACCAGCAAAGCACCCCCACAUGAUAACACCUUCUCCUCCAUGCUUUACAGUGGGAAAUACACAUGUGGAGAUCAUCAGUUCAACCACACCGCAUCUCACAAAGCCACGGUAGUUGGAAUAAAAAAUCUCCAAUUUGGACUCCAGUCCAAAGGACAUAUUUCCACUGGUCAUUUUGUUAAGUUACAGCUUAUUCUAAAAUGUAUUACAUUGUUUUUUCCCUCCUCAAUAUGCACACAAUACUCCAUAAUGACAAAGCAAAAACAGGUUUUUAGAUAUUUUUGCAAAUGUAUGUAUUAAUAUUUAUACAAAACGGAAAUAUCACAUUUACAUAAGUAUUCAGACACUUUGCUCUGUACUUUGUUGAAGCACCUUUGGCAGUGAUUUUUUGAGUCUUCUUGGGUAUGACACUACAAGCUUGGCACACCUGUGUUUGAGGAGUUUCGCUCUUUCUUCUCUGCAGAUCCUCUGAAGUUCUGUCAGGUCGGAUGGGGAACGUUGCUACACAGCUAUUUUCAGGUCUCUCCAGAGAUUGUCAAUAGGGUUCAAGUCCGGGCUCUGGCUGGGCCAAUCAAGGACAUUCAGAGACUUUUCCCGAAACCACUCCAACAUUGUCUUGUCUGUGUGCUUAAGGUCAUUGUACUGUUGGAAGGUGAACCAUUGCCCCAGUCUGAGGUCCUGAGUGCUCUGGAGCAGGCUUUCAUCAAGUAUCUCUCUGUACUUUGCUUAAUUCAUCUUUCCAUCAAUCAUGACGAGUCACCCAGUCCCUGCUGCUGAAAAAAAUCAACACAGCAUGCUGCUGCCACCACCUUGUUUCACCGUAGGGAUGGUGCCAGGUUUCCUCCAGACUUAACGCUUGGCAUUCAAGCCAAAGAGUUCAAUCUUGGUUUAUCAGACCAGAGAAUCUUGUUUCUCAUGGUCUGAGAGUCCUUUAGGUGCCUUUUGGCAAAUCGAAGCGGGCUGUCAUGUGCCUUUUACUGAGGACUGGCUUCUGUCUGGCCACUCUACCAUAAAGGCUUGAUUGGUGGAGUGCUGCAGAGAUGGUUGUCCUUCUGGAAGGUUCUCCCAUCUCCACAGAGGAACUCUGGAGCUCUGUCAGAGUGACCAUCGGGUUCUUGGUCACCUCCCUGACCAUGGCCCUUCUCCUUCGAUUGUUCAGUUUGAGCGGGCAGCCAGCUCUUGGAAGAGUCUUGGUGGUUCCAAACUUCUUCCAUUUAAGAAUGAUGGAGGCCACUGUGUUCUGGGGGACCUUCAAUGCUGCUGAAAUGUUUUUGUACCCUUCCCCAGAUCUGUUCCGCGACACAAUCCUGUCUCAGAGCUCUACGGCCAAUUCCGUCGACCUCAAGGCUUGGUGUUUGCUCUGACAUGCACUGUCAACUGUUGGCCCUUAUAUAGACACGUGUGUACCAUUCCAAAUCAUGUCCAAUCAAUUGAAUUUACCACAGGUGGACUCCAAUCACGUUGUAGAAACAUCUCAAGAAUGAUCAAUGGAAACAGGAUGCACCUGAGCUCAAUUUCUAGUCUCAUAGCAAAGUGUCUGAAUACUUAUGUAAAUAAGGUAUUUCGGUGUUUUAUUUUUUAUACAUUUGCAAAAAAAAUUCUAAAAACCUGUUUUUGCUUUUCCAUGAUGGGGUAUUUUGUAUCGAUUGAUGAGGGGGAAAAGAAUAUGUACUUUUUUUUUAGAAUAAGGCUGUAACGUCACAAAAUAUGGAAAAGUGAAGGCGUCUGAAUACUUUCUUAAUGCACUGUAAGUGAAUUUGUCCAAAUACUUUUGGUUCCCUAAAAUGGAGGGACUAUGUACAAAAAGUGCUGUAAUUUCUAAAUGAUUCACCCGAUAUGGACGUACUGUAAAUACCCUCACAUUAGAGCUGUCAGUCUGCACUUUAACUUCAUAGUCAUUGUAUCAUUUCAAAUCCUAAGUGCUGUCCAAAUACUUUUUGACCUCACUGUAUGUCAACUGCACCUUAUCCAAUGAGAUAAAUAUAUCAGUAGGUAAAUGCAGCUGACAAUACAGGGUGUUGAGGCUGGAACAGCCAGUAGGCCCACGUUGAAAAAUGACAUCAACAAUCAAACCAUCAACCAGGAAAUCACCUCAUGUGAAUGUAUGUUUAAUGUUGUCAUUUUCACAGAUUAUAUUAAUUUUCUGUUCAUUCGUCUUCCCUUUUUUGAACAGGGCCAGGGGUAAAUGUGAUUGUUCAUUUCCAACUUCUUGAAGUCUUCAUUCUGCUGACAGUCUGUCUGGGAUCAUACUGGUUUUACAAGAAGAAAACCCGUUCUCAAGCACAAAAUCGGUAACCGUGCAUUGUACCUUUUUAAUUAAGGUCUACGUUUCUCAUUUUAUUCUGUUUAAUGCUUGCUCUCUCUCUCUCUCUCUCUCUCUCUCUCUCUCUCUCUCUCUCUCUCUCUCUCUCUCUCUCUCUCUCCAGAUGAUGGUCACAGUGUGGAUCACAGUGGGAUUACAUUAUGACAUAACUGCUAAUGAUGAUGUAAUACUGCUUACAGUUGAACAUAUUUGAUAUCGUUAUUUUAACCUUUAAUUAAGCUUUAAUUAUCAUUUAGAAUUGUAAAUGAUUGUACAUUGCAUUGCAGUGUUUUGUUUUAUGCCACUUGUGAUAUAGUGCAGUCAUAGAAAUGUAUGAGAUUGGGAAGGCUUUUUAAAAGAGGACCUGUAACAUAAAGACACUUCCCUUCUUCUUGUCACUGUUGAACCUUUAGAAAUGUUCUAAAAUAAUCAUUACUGACACUGUGAAAUGAAAGUGAAUUUGUUUAAACACUUCCUUUCCUGUAGAACAUAGCUACCUACAAACACCAUACAUAGCUAGAGUGAAUAUUUUUUUUAUACACAGUGGAAACCCACAUUGUGAGUCAAUGGUUGCAGGCUUUAAAUUAAUACAGAUCUUAAUAUUAAUAAGGGUUUUGUUGUGUAAGUCUAGUUUCAGUUCUUGACAAGGCAUGCCAGUUGCGGAACUAGGGAGGAGCGAGGAAUUAGGCUCGAUGUCAAGUCAUCAGAUGAAGUGAGAAGAAACCACUGGGAGGGGGGCCAGAGGGAACCACCACAACGACUCUCCUACUACAGUCCUAUCUCACACACAUACAUUUCCACACCCACAAAGGUUCUAGCACCAGGCAGGGCCAUGACUACACCAGUGAGAGGAUCAAUUAAGUUCCUGCCUAGCAACAGAGAUGUGUUGGCUGUCAAGUAGGACGUUAUAAAUAUAUGUGCUUGUCCAAUCAUGCUUUGUUUUUGCAACUGUAUGACCCACUGGGUAAAGAAACAUGGUUUUAGCUAUUCCUAGUUGUAUGUUUCAGUUUUUACUCUGUUUGUUCAGAACCUAACAAUACACACAUUUAGCAGAUGUUAUUGCGGGUGUAGCAAAAUGCUUGUGUUCCUAACUCCAACAGUGCAGUAAUAUCUAACAAUACAAAACAAUACACACAAAUCUAAAAAGUAAAAAAAUGGAAUUAAGAAAUAUUGAAAUAUUAGGAUGAACAUUGACAUAGUAUGGAGUAUAAAUAUAUAUACACUGAACAAAAAUAUAAACGCAACAUGUAAAGUGUUGGUCCCAUGCUUCAUGAGCGGAAAAUAAAAAAUCCCAGACAUUUUACAUAUGUCAAAAAGCUUAUUUUUCUCAAAUGUUGUGCAUAAAUUCGUUAACAUCACUGUUAGUGAGCAUUUCUCCUUUGCCAAGAUAAUCCACCUGACAGGUGUGGCAUAUCAAGAAGCUGAUUAAAGAGCAUGAUAAUUACACAGGUUCACCUUGUGCUGGGGACAAUAAAAGGCCACGUUAAAAUGUGCAGUUUUGUCAUACAACAGAAUGCUACAGAUGUCUCAAGCUUUGAGGGAGCGUGCAAUUGGCAUGCUGACUGCAGGAAUGUCCACCAGACCUGUUGACAGAGAAUUGAAUGUUCAUUUCUCUACAAUAAGCUGCCUCCACCGUUGUUUGAAGGAUUUUUGCAGUAUGUCCAACCGGCCUCACAUCCGCAGACCACGUGUAACCACGCCAGCCUAGGACCUCCACAUCUGACUUCUUCACCUGCAGGAUCAUCUGAGGGAGGGUGGGUGGGGUGCUGAGGAGAAUUUAUUUCUGUAAUAAAGCUCUUUUUUGGGGAAAAACUCAUUCUGAUUGGCUGGGUCUGGCUCCCCAGUGGGUGCACCCCUGGCCAGUAAUGUGAAAUAAAUAGAUUAGGGCCUAAUGAAUUUAUUUAAAUUGUAUCUAAACACUACCGGUCAAAAGUUUUAGAACACCUACUCAUUCAAGUUAAUUUUUUAUUUUUGCUAUUUUCUACAUUGUAGAAUAAUAUUGAAGACAUCAAAACUAUGAAAUAACACAUAUGGAAUCAUGUAGUAACCCAAAAAGUGUUAAACAAAUAUUUUAUAUUUGAGAUUCUUCAAAUAGCCACCCUUUGCCUUGAUGACAGCUUUGCACACUCUUGGCAUUCUCUCAACCAACUUCAACUGGAAUGUUUUUCCAACAGUCUUGAAGGACUUCCCACAUAUGCUGAACACUUGUUGGCUGAUUUUCCUUCACUCUGCGGUCCGACUCAUCCCAAACCAUCUCAAUUGGGUUGAGGUCGGGGGAUUGUGGAGGCCAGGUCAUCUGAUGCAGCAACAGUUGAAAAACAAAUGAUAGUCCCACUAAGCCCAAACCAGAUGGGAUGGCAUAUCACUGCAGAAUGCUGUGGUAGCCAUGCUGGUUAAGUGUGCCUUGAAUUCUAAAUAAAUCACAGACAGCGUCACCAGCAAAGCACCCCCACAUGAUAACACCUUCUCCUCCAUGCUUUACAGUGGGAAAUACACAUGUGGAGAUCAUCAGUUCAACCACACCGCAUCUCACAAAGCCACGGUAGUUGGAAUAAAAAAUCUCCAAUUUGGACUCCAGUCCAAAGGACAUAUUUCCACUGGUCAUUUUGUUAAGUUACAGCUUAUUCUAAAAUGUAUUACAUUGUUUUUUCCCUCCUCAAUAUACACACAAUACUCCAUAAUGACAAAGCAAAAACAGGUUUUUAGAUAUUUUUGCAAAUGUAUAUAUUAAUGUUUAUACAAAACGGAAAUAUCACAUUUACAUAAGUAUUCAGACACUUUACUCUGUACUUUGUUGAAGCACCUUUGGCAGUGAUUACAGCCUUGAGUCUUCUUGGGUAUGACGCUACAAGCUUGGCACACCUGUGUGUGAGGAGUUUCGCUAUUUCUUCUCUGCAGAUCCUCUGAAGUUCUGUCAGGUCGGAUGGGGAACGUUGCUACACAGCUAUUUUCAGGUCUCUCCAGAGAUUGUCGAUAGGGUUCAAGUCCUGGCUCUGGCUGGGCCAAUCAAGGACAUUCAGAGACUUUUCCCGAAAACACUCCAACAAUGUCUUGGCUGUGUGCUUAAUGAGUGCUCUGGAGCAGGUUUUCAUCAAUGAUCUCUCUGUACUCUGCUCCGUUCAUCUUUCCAUUAAUCAUGACGAGUCUCCCAGUCCCUGCUGCUGAAAAACAUCAACACAGCAUGCUGCUGCCACCACCUUGCUUCACCGUAGGGAUGGGCCAGGUUUCCUCCAGACUUAACGCUUGGCAUUAAGGCCAAAGAGUUCAAUCUUGGUUUCAUCAGACCAGAGAAUCUUGUUUCUCAUGGUCUGAGAGUCCUUUAGGUGCCUUUUGGCAAACUCGAAGCGGGUUGUCAUGUGCCUUUUACUGAGGACUGGCUUCUGUCUGGCCACUCUACCUUAAUGGUCUGAUUGGUGGAGUUUUGCAGAGAUGGUUGUCCUUCUGGAAGGUUCUCCCAACUCCACAGAGGAACUCUGGAGCUCUGUCAGAGUGACCAUUGGGUCCUUGGUCACCUCCCUGACCAAGGCCCUUCUCCCCCGAUUGUUCAGUUUGGUCGGGCGGCCAGGUUUCGGAAGAGUCUUUGUGGUUCCAAACUUCUUCCAUUUAAGAAUGAUGGAGGCCUCUGUGUUCUGGGGGACCUUCAAUGCUGCUGAAAUGUUUUUGUACCCUUCCCCAGAUCUGUGCCACGACACAAUCCUGUCUCAGAGCUCUACGGCCAAUUCCGUCGACCUCAUGGCUUGGUGUUUGCUCUGACUUGCACUGUCAACUGUUGGCCCUUAUAUAGACACGUGUGUGCCGUUCCAAAUCAUGUCUGAAAACAUUCUUAAUGCACUGUAAGUGAAUUUGUCCAAAUACUUUUGGUUCCCUAAAAUGGAGGGACUAUGUACAAAAGGUGCUGUAAUUUCUAAACGAUUCACCCGAUAUGGACGUAAAUACCCUCACAUUAAAGCUGUCAGUCUGCACUUUAACCUCAUAGUCAUUGUAUCAUUUCAAAUCCUAAAUGCUGUCCAAAUACUUUGACCUCACUGUAUGUCAACUGCACCUUAUCCAACAAGAUAAAUAUAUCAGUAGGUAUAGUUGAUGUCGGAAGUUUACAUACACUUAAGUUGGAGUCAUUAAAACUCGUUUUUCAACCACUCCACAAAUUUCUAGUUAACAAACUAUAGUUUUGGCAAGUCGGUUAGGACAUUUACUUUGUGCAUGACACAAGUAUUUUUUCCAACAAUUGUUUACAGACAGAUUAUUUCACUUAUAAUUCACUGUAUCACAAAUCCAGUGGGUCAGACGUUUACAUACGCUAAAUUGACUGUGUCUUUAAACAGCUUGGAAAAUUCCAGAAAAUUAUGUCAUGGCUUUAGAAGCUUCUGAUAGGCUAAUUGACAUAAUUUGAGUCAAUUUGAGAUGUUCCUGUGGAUGUAUUUCCUGGCCUACCUUCAAACUCAGUGCCUCUUUGCUUGACAUCAUGGGAAAAUCAAAAGAAAUCAGCCAAGACCUCAGAAAAUCCAGGCUCUGUCGUAGCCGGCCGCGACCGGGAGACCCAUGGGGCGGCGCACAAUUGGCGCAGCGUUGUCCAGGGUAGGGGAGGGAAUGGCUGGCAGGGAUGUAGCUCAGUUGGUAGAGCAUGGCGUUUGCAACGCCAGGGUUGUGGGUUCAUCCUUGGGAGCAAUUUCCAAACGCCUGAAGGUACCACGUUCAUCUGUAUAAACAACAGUACGCAAGUAUAAACACCAUGGGACCACGCAGCCAUCAUACCGCUCAGGAAGGAAACGCUUUCUAUCUCCUAGAGAUGAACAUACUUUGGUGCGAAAAGUGCAAAUCAAUCCCAGAACAACAGCAAAGGAUCUUGUGAAGAUGCUGGAGGAAAAAGGUACAAAAGUAUCUAUAUCCACAGUAAAACGAGUCCUAUAUCGACAUAACCUGAAAGACCGCUCAGAAAGGAAGAAGCCACUGCUCCAAAACCGCCAUAAAAAAGCCAGACUACGGUUUGCAACUGCACAUGGGGAGAAAGAUCGUACUUUUUGGAGAAAUGUCCUCUGGUCUGAUGAAACAAAAAUAGAACUGUUUGGCCAUAAUAACCAUCGUUAUGUUUGGAGGAAAAAGGGGGUUGCUUUCAUCAUGCUGUGGUGGUGCUUUGCUGCAUGAGGGACUGGUGCACUUCACAAAAUAGAUGGCAUCAUGAGGAAGUAAAAAUUAUGUGGAUAUAUUGAAGCAACAUCUCAAGACAUCAGUCAGGAUGUUAAAUCUUGGUCGCAAAUGGGUCUUCCAAAUGGACAAUGACCCCAAGCAUACUUCCAAAGUUGUGGCAAAAUGGCUUAAGGACAACAAAGUCAAGGUAUUGGAGUGGCCAUCACAAAGUCCUGACCUCAAGCCUAUAGAACAUUUGUGGGCAGAACUGAAAAACCGUGUGCGAGCGAGCAAGGAGGCCUACAAACCUGACUCAGUUACACCAGCUCUGUCAGGAGGAAGCUUGUGGAAGAAUUUAAAGGCAAUGCUACCAAAUACUAAUUGAGUGUAUGUAAACAUCUGACCCCCUGGGAAUGUGAUGAAAGAAAUAAAAGCUGAAAUAAAUCAUUCUCUCUACUAAUAUUCUGACAUUUCACAUUCUUAAAAUAAAGUGGUGAUCCUAACUGACCUAAGACAGUGAAACUUUACUAGGAUUAAAUGUCAGGAAUGGUGAAAAACUGAGUUUAAAUGUAUUUGGCUAAGGUGUAUGUAAACUUCCGACUUCAACUGUAAAUGCAGCUGACAAUACACUGUGUGUUGAGGCUAGAACAGCCAGUAGGCCCACGUUGAAAAAUGACAUCAACAAUCAAACCAUCAACCAGGAAAUCACCUCAUGUGAAUGUAUGUUUAAUGUUGUCAUUUUCACAGAUUUUAUUAAUUUGCUGUUCAUUUGUCUCCCCCUUUUUUAACAGGGCCAGGGGUAAAUGUGUUUGUUCAUUUCCAACUUCUUGAAGUCUUCAUUCUACUGACAUUCUGUCUGGGAUCAUACUGGUUUUACAAGAAGAAAACCCAUUCUCAAGCACAAGAUCAGUAACCGUGGUUGAAAAACGAGUUUUAAUGACUUUAAGUGUAUGAAAACUUCCGACUUCAACUGUGCAUUUGGAUUGUACCUCCAACUUACCACUAAAAUCAGUAAUAAACAAUAUUUAUUUUCAAAGUAAGUUUGUUCAAUGAUUGCUUGUAAAAUGAUCAGUUUGGUCACAAAGUGAAUAAGUGAAAUUAUGAAAGAGGUUCAGUUGAGAAAGUUGUCAUUUUCUUAAAAACUGCCCUUUUUCUCUCUUUGCAGAAUUGGAGACCUCCUGUGAUGCUAUAAAGGAUGGAGCUCAGUGUUAUGGAGCUCUGGGAGAAACUGUCUAUCUCCAGAUGAUCAUCAACGCCAAUGGACAUGAGCUUGAAUUCAAGAACAACAACACAGGUACAAAAGUUUUCAAAUUAGAAAACGGCAAAGUACAGUGAAAAACCAUAUCAGCAAUGUUACCAUCACUCUAUAUAAAGACUGGGCCAACUCUUAGUUUCUCAUGCAUUGCUUGAUCAAUAGGCAAGCGCAAAGUCAGCAAAAGUCAGAAUUGUGAUGGAUACAUAUUUUUGUCUCAAUCCUCAGGCAUGGAGACCUACUGUAAUGCUACACUGGAGCUCCAUGUUACAGAACUCUGGGAGGAACUUUCCUUGUCCAUCUGAAAACUAGUCCCAGGGAACAUAAACUGAUGGAGGAUAAAUUGAGGGAAGAUAGACUUUGGGAAGAUAAAGAAAAUAGACUGAGGCCAGAUACAUUGAGGGAAUUACGCACAACAGAAUGAGGGAAGAUCAAGAAAAUAGAUUCAGACAAAAUAGAUUGAGGGAAGAUAAAUUCAGGGAAGAUAAGAGGGAAUCUAUAAAAAUAUUCACAUUAAAUUCUCUAGUCUAAGAUGUUGAGGGGGACAUAAACUGACAUAUGGAAUUGUUUUAAGAUGGUCAUACCAUGGAUCAUUUAGCUAUUUGAUUUAGAAUUUUAGGACCCCUUUAGGUAUAACAAAUAUAUACAAAAAAUGUUUGAUCAAUAUUACCAAAUCUCACAUUGAAUAAAACAUUAAGAAAUGGCAAAAAAUAAAGUCAAAAAAUCAAUCAUAAGGAAUACAUUUUUGAAGUGUCCUAUAUAUCUAGGAGAUAUAAGAAAGCUCAGGAAAUAUUUUUGUUGUUUUGACACAUAUUUAACCCCUUGUUUUGGGUAGGCACAAAACUACCUCCAUACUUCCAUCCAUUUUUAAAACCGGUACCGGUUACCUUCAGACGAGUCCCGUGACAUUUGUGGGGGUCGUAGAGCAAAACGGAGAACAACGUCGUGUUCGUUAUUGACUUCGGACGUGUUUGUGAGAGUCUCAUCUUUCCUUAGAGUGGUCAUAUUAGUUUUGUAGGCCAAACCGUUCAGACGGUACAGCCGGUUUUCGUGAGAAGACCGAUUUUCUGGAUGUCUCAUGGUCUGACAAACACCGCUGUAGCUCGGCCACCUUCCACUGCAGAUGUGGAAGGCCGACAUUGGCAGAUGUGGUGGAUUGAGAUGCUGCCCAUGCACAAAAACAGAUAUCUCUAACUUAAACUUAUGGAUUUUGAUGUUUUUUUUUUUUUAUGUUACUUAAAUUGACUCAAAUGUGUGUCAAUAGACUCUAGGGGGGUUUAAAUGACCUCACAUGUGAUUAAGAUAUAUUGACUAAAACAAUUUCCCAAAGACAGCCUGAAUCACUUUUUUCUAAAUCUUUUGGAUCUUUUAAAUCAGGAUUAUCUAUGGUUAAUGUUAAGAUAACAACUGCAAGUGAUUGCCGAAUAUCUUCCACUCAAAAUCUGAAAGGUCAAGGGCAAGAGAAAUACAACUACUCAUUCAAGGUACAUUGUUAAAAUGCAGAAGUAGAUUCUACAGAAUUUGGUGGUUUAAGAACCUUUUGAAACAAAAAAAAAACACAGUUAACUAAGCUCCGUAUUUAGUCACCAUCAAUUUCCUGUCUUUACCCACUGUCUAUGAACUUCUUACAUAUUUAGCUAAAAGCAGUCUAUUCUUCUUCCUCCACCAGCCCCAGUGUCCUCUCCUCAGCUAUCCUCUGAGUGUCUGUCCCAUGGAGAGAUGAGGGUGUCCUGCUCCUCUGAGGGUGAUGCUCCCCAGUACAGCUGGACUCUGGACAGACAGAUGCUGAGAGACACUGAGGACUGUCCAUGUUACAAAAGAAGCACCAUCACUCUGAGGAAUGGCCUGCCUGGAGAUCUCACCUGUACCGUCAGAAACUACAUAUGCAGUGCUACCACCAGCAAGACAAUCUCACCUUGUCUGGGUAAGCUAUAGUCUGUUGUCAGUACUAUCUGCCUUUAUUUGGACACAUUAUGAAAAAGGAUUUGUAAUUAUAUUGAUCAUCAUCAUUGUCAUCGUCAUGAUUAUUAUCAUGAUUAUCAUCAUGUUUAUUAUAGGAAAAUAAUCAUUUCAGUUUUCCAGUUUAUAGUUUCUGUUAGUUUGAAUUGCUUACAGGCCUCAAAUACGAGCCAUGCACCACGCCAAAACCAGACUUGGUGAUCACCACUGGAAGACCACAUCAAGGCAAACAUGAAAAAGAGAUGAGGGUGUCCUGCACCUCUGAGGGGCAAGGCCCCACCAGUACAGCUGGACUCUUGACAGACAUCCACUGAGAGCGGCCUCUCCUAGUUACUACACAAACACAAACACCAUUACUCUGAAGAAAGGCCUGUCUGGAGAUCUCACCUGCACCGUAAGAAAUGACAUCAGUAGUUUUGCAAUCAGCAAGACAUAUCACCUUGUCCAGGUAAGCAUUACCCCCUGCACAAUGUCUGUUUGCUCCUCUACCGGAUGGAAACUACAAGUGUAAUGGCUGCGCUCAAUGCAAUGGCACUUUCAAUUGUAGAUCCUUCAAACACCCCCCAAAACAGGGAAACAGAUCCCAAUCAAAGGUGUUAUCACAUGCUCCUCUAAGGGAGUUAUUUAUCUUAUAACUUAUCCUUGUGGUAAAAAUGAUGUGGGUAAAACUAAGCGCGAAUUAGGUGCAAAAACUCGACGUACCCAGUUUCGGUCCACUUUUUGGAAGCAAACUACUCGAUUUCAUCCAUAUGUUAUACAGGCAUCGAACACGUCACCCUCCCUAGGGGAGGGGGUGACCUCAACAAUUUAUUGUUAAAACGAGAGGCUGCCUGGAUAAUUCAUUUAAAGACCCUUGCUCCCUUCGGUCUCAACGUAGACUUUCAUCUGAUGCCAUUCUUGUGAUUAUUGGGAUUUUCCUAUUCAUUGUACAUUUUUGUAGGCCUAUGUAGCCAAAUUGUAUCUAUGAUCGUAUGCUCUCCAUUUAUGUUUUUUAUAUGUUCUAUUUAGAUCUGUAAAUUAACCAAUGAUAUUAAGCCACACCCGGCCAUUAUUACAGACACCUGUGUGUGUCCUUUGACACUGUAUACAGUGGGGGAAAAAAAGUAUUUAGUCAGCCACCAAUUGUGCAAGUUCUCCCACUUAAAAAGAUGAAAGGCCUGUAAUUUUCAUCAAAGGUACACGUCAACUAUGGCAGACAAAUUGAGAAAAAAAAAUCCAAGAAAAUCACAUUGUAGGAUUUUUUAUGAAUCUAUUUGCAAAUUAUGGUGGAAAAUAAGUAUUUGGUCACCUACAAACAAGCAAGAUUUCUGGCUCUCACAGACCUGUAACUUCUUCUUUAAGAGGCUCCUCUGUCCUCCACUCGUUACCUGUAUUAAUGGCACCUGUUUGAACUUGUUAUCAGUAUAAAAGACACCUGUCCACAACCUCAAACAGUCACACUCCAAACUCCACUAUGGCCAAGACCAAAGAGCUGUCAAAGGACACCAGAAACAAAAUUGUAGAACUGCACCAGGCUGGGAAGACUGAAUCUGCAAUAGCUUGUUUUGAAGAAAUCAACUGUGGGAGCAAUUAUUAGGAAAUGGAAGACAUACAAGACCACUGAUAAUCUCCCUCGAUCUGGGGCUCCACGCAAGAUCUCACCCCGUGGGGUCAAAAUGAUCACAAGAUCAUCAGAACCACACGGGGGGACCUAGUGAAUGACCUGCAGAGAGCUGGGACCAAAGUAACAAAGCCUACCAUCAGUAACAUACUACGCCGCCAGGAACUCAAAUCCUGCAGUGCCAGACGUGUCCCCCUGCUUAAGCCAGUACAUGUCCAGGCCCAUCUGAAGUUUGCUAGAGUGCAUUUGGAUGAUCCAGAAGAGGAUUGGGAGAAUGUCAUAUGGUCAGAUGAAACCAAAAUAUAACUUUUUGGUAAAAACUCAACUCGUCGUGUUUGGAGGACAAAGAAUGCUGAGUUGCAUCCAAAGAACACCAUACCUACUGUGAAGCAUGGGGGUGGAAACAUCAUGCUUUGGGGCUGAUUUUCUGCAAAGGGACCAGGACGACUGAUCCGUGUAAAGGAAAGAAUGAAUGGGGCCAUGUAUCGUGAGAUUUUGAGUGAAAACCUCCUUCCAUCAGCAAGGGCAUUGAAGAUGAAACGUGGCUGGGUCUUUCAGCAUGACAAUGAUCCCAAACACACCGCCCGGGCAACGAAGGAGUGGCUUCGUAAGAAGCAUUUCAAGGUCCUGGAGUGGCCUAGCCAGUAUCCAGAUCUCAACCCCAUAGAAAAUCUUUGGAGGGAGUAGAAAGUCCGUGUUGCCCAGCGACAGCCCCAAAAUAUCACUGCUCUAGAGGAGAUCUGCAUGGAGGAAUGGGCCAAAAUACCAGCAACAGUGUGUGAAAACCUUGUGAAGACUUACAGAAAACGUUUGACCUGUGUCAUUGCCAACAAAGGGUAUAUAACAAAGUAUUAAGAAACUUUUGUUAUUGACCAAAUACUUAUUUUCCACCAUAAUUUGCAAAUAAAUUCAUAAAAAAUCCUACAAUGUGAUUUUCUGGAUUUAUUUUUUCUCCAUUUUGUCUGUCAUAGUUGACGUGUACCUAUGAUGAAAAUUACAGGCCUCUCUCAUCUUUUUAACUUGCACAAUUGGUGGCUGACUAAAAACUUUUUUUCCCCACUGUAAACUAGUGACCAGUGGAGUUUGUCAUUAUACCCUGAUGAAGACAGCUUGUCUGUCGAAACAUAGGUUAUUAGGUUAUUCAAUUAUUGCAUCUGAGCUCCUAGAGUGCGGCUCUCCUUUUCUUUUUCAAGCAUUACCCUUCUGUCAUAUUGUCAAUAGGCCUACUAUCUGUAUUAUAAUUUAUUUAGAAAAAAAUUAAUUAUAUUGAUGACAAUAAUGAUAACUGCCAUAAUCAUCAUGAUCUCAUCAUCAUCAUCCAAACAACAUGUUAUCAUCGGAAACUGACCUGUUUAGCAUACUGUAGAUGUUGUAAUUUGCCAGAUUUCAUCUCAGAUACUGUAUGAUUCCUUUUUUAUGUUUUUUAAUGGCUUACCGGCCUAAAAUACGAAACAUGCACCUUACCCAGUGGGAUAAAAAUAUCAGACUGGGUGAUCACCACUGGAAGACCACAUCAGCGAGCCAACCAUGCAAACCUCACAGAAAAAAAUCUCCUCAUGUACUGGUAGUUUCAUACAGCUAAUAGUUCUCUAUUUUCAUUCCUAGCUCCAGUGUCUUCUCCACAGCUGUCCUCUGAGUGUCUGUCCCAUGGAGAGAUGAGGAUGUCCUGCUCCUCUGAGGGUGACUAUCUCCAGUACAGCUGGACUCUGAACAGACAGACACUUAGAGAGAUUUAUUCUGGUCAUGAAACAAACACCAUCACUAUGAAGAAAGGCCUGUCUGGAGAUCUCACAUGCACCAUCAGAAACCACAUCAGAAGUGUUGCCAUCAGAAAGACAAUGUCACCGUGUCUAGUUAAGCUGUAGCCUUCUGUCAUACUGUCAUCACUAUUUGUAUUCUCAUUAAAUUAGACACAUUAUUUAAAACAUUAUGACCAUCAUUAUCGUUAUCAUCAGAAACCGACCUGUUUAGCAAAAAUCAUGUCAUAUAUAACAGUUUUCAUCUCAGAUGCUGAAUGAUUCCUGUUUUUCUUAUCAUUAUCAUGCACCUUGCCCAGUGGGACAAAUAUAUCAGACUGAAUGAUCACCACUGAAACACUACAUCAGCAAGGCAAUCAUGCAAACAUCUCAGAUGAAAUCUCUCUCAGUCGCUCAGUCCAGGGUACCAGUGGACUCAGAGGAGGCCAGGCUUUGAAAUACAGGAAGCUUAAUGUGUGUAAAUUGGCUUUUCAAUAUUGUUCUUCAUUGUAUUUCAAACAACUGUGUACUACUAACGGACACACUCUGUCUUAAUUCAUCAAAUAUUUGUUUUUUGUGUGUGCAUGUUUUCUGUCCAGAAUAGAGUACUGUAUUGAAACUAAUAAUUGCUUUUCCACCUAAAUAAAUACAUGUUCAGAUGACAAAUGCAACUGAAAGUAGGCUACUGUUGUUUGUCUGGUGGUAAACAUUCUAUUUAACUGACACAGUACAAUACUCAUUAUUGUAUUUCUGGUAUUUAGAGGAAGAUUGCCCUCUAGUGGCCUACAGAAAGUGGUCCAGUCUGUUAGUGCCGUGUAGCCAACUCAUCUCUGUGUUUGUUCAUUGUCAUGACAUAGAUAUAAUGUUUGGCUCAGUGUGGCUCAGUCGGUAGAGCAUGGUGCUUGCAACAUCUAGGUUGUGGGUUCAAUUCCCAAGGGGGACCAGUACUAAAACGUAUGCACUCACUCGCUCUGGAUAAGAGCAUCUGUUAAAUGACUAAAAUGUAAAUAACAUAUAAUAUGGGACCAGGCUAGCAUGUAGAGGCAUAAUCCCUCCUUUAGCAAUAGCAUCCAGAGGAACAUAUCUGACCUGCCACAACAUUUUCUGUGGCCCUUAUCAUUAAUUUAAGAGUUUUCCUUUCUUCAAAAUUGAUAUAUCCACCAAUUUUUCACGUGUAUUUUUUCAUCAGAAAUGAUUGCUUAUGGGUACCUUCAAGUGCGUGUAAAAUAUUACUCUUCUCAGAUUUUCUUAUUCAUAGAUUUCAUAAAAUAUUUUUGUUUUUUUGCAAAACGCUAUAUACUGUAUCCAUUGUUUAGCUGGAAUGGAAUCUUCGUAUCCUAUAUAUUUGACUGUGAUAUGUUGUCUCACCUAGCUAUCAUAAUAUGAAUACACUUACUGGAUUACUGUAAAUCACUCUGGAUAACAUAAUCUGCUAAAUGACAAAAAUGUAAAUGUUUUACAUACAAAUUUCAUAUUACUGUAUUUAAUAUUUGUUUAUAAUGUUUUUGUUUUUUUGAUGUCACAAAUGUAUAAUUUGUACAGUUCUUUAUUAAAAAUGUAUUCAUUCAAAUCAAAUCAAAUUUGUUUUUGUUGCAUUUGACUGUGUAAAACAUAGCAGUACUACUUAUUUCUCUGAGAGUGGAUAUUUAACAUUUUGCAAUAAAACAUGAUUAUUUGUCUCUGAAAUGAAACCAUCAAGUGAUUUAAACAUAUGUCUCUCAUUGAAAAACCCCAUGCAUGCCAUGAUUAGAUGGUGAAAAAACACACUAAUCUCUCUCAUAAGUUCUUUAAACAAUAAAAGCUCAUUUACCAACAUUUCUGAAAAUUUAUAUAUAGUAUUUUGGAAUUAAACGCUUCAUAACAUUUCAUAAACAAAAGGUCUGUUAAAAUACACUCACCUUGAAUUUCAAUGUAAAACAUUCACUCCCCACACGGCCUGUGUGGUGUAACAGUGUUUCUCAACCUUUCUUGCACCAUGGAUGGUCCUUCCUUCUGGGAGGAGUGCCUAUAUUAAAACUAGCACUUAACAACUGACUGAGUUUAUGUCAGAGAAACACUGUAAAAACGGCAUUGUGUUUCUCUAAAUAACCUAAAGUAUAUGGUUGAUCAUCCAGUAUGAGGUUGAUCACCCAGUCUGAUACAACGUUCUCACAGUGUAAAUCUGGUGUGACUAUUUAUUUUGUAUCACAUUUCCUCUUACAGCCCUAAUGCAAAUCUAGUCUCAAGAUCUCUUGUUCGCUUAGGUACAGCACAUAUUGUAUCUUAUGUAAUGCCUUAUUGUAUUUUAAAAUAUUUAUGCAUUGGUCUGUGAAAGGAAGAAGUGAGAUCAUGGGUGUGUUCAAACACUUAAUUUCCCAUCCCUGAAAUGAGACUAUCAUUUGCAUGUUUUAAUCAAACAGUCUAGUGACUUUCUGACAUAUUGUGGCAUGUAGAUUGUUGUUUGGGUUUGGGACUUCAAUAGUGAAUCUACAGUUGCCACAUCAGCAGAUGGUCAUUGUAAAGGAAACAUGUUUAACAAUCAAUCAAUCAAAUGUAUUGAUUAAGCCCUUUUUACAUCAGCAGAUGUCACAAAGUGCUAUACAGAAAUCCAGCCUAAAACCCCAAACAGCAAGCAAUGCAGAUGUAGAAGCACUGUGGUUGGAAACACUCCCUAGAAAAGCAGGAACCUAGGAAGAAACCUAGAGAGGAACCAGGCUCUGAGGGGUGGCCAGAUGUUUGGACAUCUGGUGAUGUCAGUAGGACCAUCUAAUGGUAAGAGGUUUCAGUUUUUUUUCUAUACUGAGAUACAUAUCUGUUUGUCUAUGGCAGUGGUGUAAAGUACUUAAGUAAAAGUACUUUAAAGUACUACUUAAGUAGUUUUAUGGGGUAUCUGUACUUUAAUUUACUAUUUAUAUCUUUGCCAGCUUUUACUUUUACUUCACUAUAUUCCUAAAGAAAAUAAUGUACUUUUUACUCCAUUCAUUUUCCAUGACACCCAAAAGUACUCGUCACAUUUUGACAGGAAAAUGGUCCAAUUCACAUACUUAUCAAGAGAACAUCCCUGGUCAUUCCUACUGCCUCUGAUCUGGCGGCCCCAUACAAAACACAAAUGCUUCGUUUGUAAAUGAUGUCUCAGUGUUGGUGUCACGCCCUGGCUCUGGGGACUCUAAUAUGUUGAGCCAGGGUGUGUAAAGUCUAUGUGUGUUGUUCUAGGUUUCACAUUCUGGUAUUGUGGUUCUAUGUUGGCCAGUGUGGUUCUCAAUCAGAGGCAACGUGAUUCAGCUGUUGCUUGUUGUCUCUGAUUGAGAACCAUACUUUAGCAGCCUGUUUCCCCACAGAGUUUGUGGGAUCUUGUUUCGAGUCUGUUGUGUUAGACCGUGAACUGUCACGUUUUCGUUUUGUUGGUUUUGAUCGUGUCUCUAAUAAAGAGUAUGUUUGCCUGCAACGCUGCGCCUUGGUCCUCAUCUCUGUUCGACGAUCGUGACAGAAGAUCCCACCAAGACUGGACCAAGCAGCAAGUCCAGGAGCCAGCGCCUGAGAGAUCUCUAGCGGAUCUCCUUCGCCUCCUCGACUGGGUCAAGCCAUGUGAGGAAGAGAGGGGCUUGACGUGGAGGCAGAAGGGCGAAAGGCUGGCGAGAAGCAUGGAGACCUGGUCCACGGGUAAGAGUGAAGCCCAUACAUUUUUUAGGGGGGGGCUAACGCCGUGGACGACGGGGCAGCAGGAGGCCGCCAGGUUACGGGAGUCACUGGUCACCAGGGGGCAGGAGGAUGUAGAGGCACGGCGAGAGGUACUGGCGUUUGUUGCCAGUCCGGUCCGGCCUGUUCCUGAUCCCCACGUAGGGCCAGUGGUGUGUGUUCCCAGUACGGUCCGGCCUGUUCCUGCCACUCGCACCAAGUCUACGGUGCGCGUCGUCAGCCCAGCUCAGCCCGUUCCUGCUCCCCGCACCAAGUCAGUGGUGCGCUUCGUCAGCCCGGUCCGGCCCAUUCCUGCUCCCCGCACCAAGUCAGUGGUGCGCGUCGUCAGCCCGGUCCGGCCCAUUCCUGCUCCCCGCACCAAGUCAGUGGUGCGCUUCGUCAGCCCGGCACGGCCCGUUCCUGCUCCCCGCACCAAGUCAGUGGUGCGCUUCGUCAGCCCUGUCCGGCCCGUUCCUGCUCUCCGCACCAAGUCAGUGGUGCGCGUCGUCAGCCCGGUCCGGCCCAUUCCUGCUCCCCGCACCAAGUCAAUGGUGCGUUUCGUCAGCCCAGCUCGGCCCGUUCCUGCUCCCCGCACCAAGUCAGUGGUGCGCUUCGUCAGCCCGGUCCGGCCCCGCUCCUGCUCCCCGCACCAAGUCAGUGGUGCGUUUCGUCAGCCCGGCUCGGCCCGCUCCUGCUCCCCACACCAAGCCAGUGGUGUGCGUCGUCAGUCCGGCACGGCCCGUGCCUGUUCCACCGGUGGCUGGUCCGGCACCGGUCAGAUGCUUCACGCCGGAGCUAGAGCAAUCCGCUCCACCAGUGUGCAGUCCAGCUCCGGCCAGCGGGGCCAGACCGGACCAGGGGUACUUUGGGGGGUUGGAGAGGGAGCGGGGAUCAGGCCCGGAGCCGGAUCCGCCGCCUAAGCGGAGUGCCCACCCGGUCCCUCCCCUGUGGUGUUUGGUGGGCGCGGUCGGAGUCCGCACCUUUAGGGGGGGGGUACUGUCACGCCCUGGCUCUGGGGACUCUAAUAUGUUGAGCCAGGGUGUGUAAAGUCUAUGUGUGUUGUUCUAGGUUUCACAUUCUGGUAUUGUGGUUCUAUGUUGGCCAGUGUGGUUCUCAAUCAGAGGCAACGUGAUUCAGCUGUUGCUUGUUGUCUCUGAUUGAGAACCAUACUUUAGCAGCCUGUUUCCCCACAGAGUUUGUGGGAUCUUGUUUCGAGUCUGUUGUGUUAGACCGUGAACUGUCACGUUUUGUUGGUUUUGAUCGUGUCUCUAAUAAAGAGUAUGUUUGCCUGCAACGCUGCGCCUUGGUCCUCAUCUCUGUUCGACGAUCGUGACAGUUGGAGUGUGCCCCUGCUAUCCGUCAAUAAAAAUUAAAAAAUAGAAAAUUGUGCAGUCCGGUUUGCUUAAUAUAAGGAAUUUGAAAUUAUUUAUACUUUUACUUUUACUUUUGAUAAUUAAGUACAUUUGAGCAAUUCCAUUUACUUUUGAUAUUUAAGUAUAUUAAAUCCAAAUACUUUUAGACUUUUACUCAAGCAGUAUUUUACUGGGUGACUUUCACUUUUACUUGAAUAAUUUUCUAUUAAGGUAUCUUUACUUUUACUCAAGCAUGACAAUUGAGUACUUUUUCCUCUAAUGGUCUAUGGAGAUAACAACAACCUAGUGUUAUAAAUUGUGUGUAAUGAUGAGGGGGGGGGGGGGGUGCUCAGGAGUAUAUCUGUCAGUAAUAAAGCCCUUUUGUGGGGAUAACGUAUGCUGAUUGGCUGGGCCUGGCUUCCCAGUGGGUGGACCUGGCUCCCAAGUGAGUGGACCUUCCAGGCCCACCCCAUGGCUGCGCAGCCAUGUGAAAUCCAUAGAUUAGGGCCUAAUUAUUUUAUUUCAAUUGACUGAUUUCCUUAUAUGAACUCUAAGUCAGUACAAUCUUUGAAAUGUUUGCAAGUUGUUCAGUAGUUUGAGGGCUUAAUAAAAAAAAAAAAAACAAGCUAAUUGAAAAUGAUUUACUUGUCAAAAGAUCAGUUUGGCCAAUCGUAAUGUCACAAAGUGAAAUGGCAUUAAUAAUGUUUUAGCAAAGGAUUUACACUUAGUAUCACUAUCAACAAAACAGCAAUUUUUUUCUAUCCUCGGCAUGGAGACCUCCUGUGAUGCUACAUAGAACAUGUCGUGUUACAGAGCUCUGGGAGGAACUGUCUAUGUCCAGCUGAUGACUGAUGCACAGGAUCCAAACUCAAAUUAAAAAAAGACCCCACUGGUGCUAAUACAGAGAUAUACAAAAUAAUAAACAACAAAUUAAAGCAUAAAUGAAUUAAAGCCAGAUCAGAGUUCUUUAUCAAUAAUGGGACAUUUAAAAUAAAUAACACAGAGAGGAGUGAUUCUGCUAAAUAUUGUUUAGAAACCUUGAAUUCAGAUGGAAUGUACUUGGAGACCAGAGGAGUACAACUGAUCAUCGGACGUGAGGAGCUAAAAAAAUCACAUAUAUCUAUUUGCCAAAUAAGAUUAUUCCAAAGAAGCCAAAGGCAAUUUAUCUUGAAAGCUUGAAUGUUGUCAUGCAUGACUUGUGAGGAGGGACUGUGUCAAACAUGGAUUAAUUAAAAAAUAUUAUACUUUUUUUCAUUGGGGGUUAAAUGCACCUUUGAAGGCUUACAUACAGUAAUCCUCACCAUAUCAUGCAGGAGGAUCCUAUGGGUCUUUCAUAGGCUCACCAGUAGCUGUGGUCCUGGUCCUUGCAGUGGUGGUGGGAGCUUACUGUAUUGCCAAGAGGAGGACACCUCCACAGUCACCAGGUCAGUAAUGUGACAGUUUAACAAUCUAACACGUCUACAAAUGUCAAAGAUGGCUAUCAACACCGAUGGUAACAACACUCAGUCAGCUCAUGUGACUGUUGCUUCAGUGUUGUAGCUCACUUUAGAUGUUUUUUAUGUUGUGGUUUCGAGUUUGCAUUAGAGUAGGCCUAGAUACAUUUCGAUAGGCCUAUUUCCAGAUCUACAGUUUGGCCAAGUGCAUGUGAAGGAGGUGAAUGGAUGCUAUUUCUAACUCUGAAAAUCAACAUUAGAGCUUAUGUAGGCUGCUUACAUACUUCAAAUGUUAAAUGUCAAUAAAUGGUGUGUGCAGUAGCCUACCAUUUUUCCCCAAAACACUCAUGUCAACAUCUCCACACAGAUGCUGAUGAGAGUCCAGAACUGGAAUGUGCUGAUAUCACUAUUCGAAAAAAAAAAUCAAUUUUUAAAAUAUUUUAGUAAAAUUAAAAAGUGUUAAGUAAAAAAAAAAUGUGCGGGGGCACAUGUGGGCAGAGUUAAAGUUUCUUUAUGUGUCGAUUUACCCUCUUGUUUUACGCAUGAUAUACAGUAAGGAGCCUUGUAGAUAUCAUAUAGAGAGUGAACCACUUGAUCAAAGCUCUUUGUGGUAUACUAUAGGCUACCCAGAAUCACUUUUGUCAAAUUAAUACCUCUCAUAAUGACUAAUGAUAGAUACAGUGACAUUAUUCAAAAGACUGAAAAAGUCAGAGUUGUCUCGUUAUUCAUAGUCUUGUGAUAAUUAUAACUAACUGAGGUACUGUUAUGUUGCCUAAUAUCCUGAUUGUCGUUUGGUUAUACUGCUGCUUGCUUGUAUUCUCAUCCAUAAAAUUAUACCUUAAAACUACGACAGUGAUAUUCACUACAGUGUCUAUAUUCUUCUUGAUUUUCAGGCAUGGAGACCCCAUGUGAUGCUACACUGGAUGGAGCUCAGUGUUAUGGAGCUCUGGGAGGAACUGUCUCUCUCCAGCUGAUGACCAUUGUCAGUGGAGUCCCUGACAUAUUAUUAAAAACUGACUCCACUGAUGCUGCAAAAAUUAUACUCCAAAUUACAAACAAAAUGAAAAAAAUGAAAAUCCACAAAUCCAUUGAAACCAGAGCACACUUCUUUUUCAACAACGGAACAUUUAGGAUAGAUAACACAGAAAUAAGUGAUUCUACUGAAUAUAGGCUAGAUACAUUUAAUUCAGAUGGGGAAACAUUAGGGACAAGAAGACUACAACUGUUUAUUGAAGGUACAGUUAUUAGCUAAACCUUUAAAAUUAUCAUCUUGACAAAUCCUUAUUACUAACCAUAACUUGACUACAGAAGCCUCUGUGGCCUUCUAAUUCUAGAAGAAGUGUUGUUUUCUAAUGUGUUUAUGCGAAUGUCUGCAAAUGUCUACAGAUGUCUAUUCUUCUUCCUCCACAGCCCCAGUGUCCUCUCUUCAGCUGUCCUCUCAGUGUCUCACCCAUGGAGAGAUGAGGGUGACCUGCUCCUCUGAGGGGGAUGGUCCUCAGUACAGAUGGACUCUGGACAAACACCCACUGAGAGACACUGAGGCCUCUCCUGGUGACGAGACAAACACCAUCACACUGAAGAAAGGCCUGUCUGGAGAUCUCACUUGUACCGUCAAAAACAACAUCAGCAGUGUUACUGUGAGCAAAAUAAUCUCCCCCUGUGAGGGUAAGCUACUGUUUAAUGAAUUUUGUUAAACAUAAUGAUGAUGAUUAUAAUGAUGGUCAAUCUUUAUCAAUGGACAUUGACCUGUUUAGAAAGCACUACCCACUUGCCAGUAUUAAAUUCAGAUACAUAUAUGAUUCCUGUUUAUUUUGGAGGGCUUAUGCAUGUUAACUACACUUCCAACGGGACAAAGAUAUCAGAGCGGGUGAUUGCCGUUGGUAACACCUUGUGAAUUGAGCCUACAGCAGUGGCACCCACAACUGUGAUAAAGGCCUCCACCAGUCAAACAGAGGCAACCACAUGUAAGGGGUUUGAAACCAUAGUGACAUCCACUCUAAAUCGUCCCAAUCUAAAUCUUUGUCAUACUUCUGACUUAUUAUAAUUCUUUGUAAUACUAUUUUUCGUACACUGUUCAAGCUAGAAAUGCUAUUCAAACUUUAAAACGUACAGAUCAGUCUGGAAUAGUGUGCUUGUAUACAACCUUUAUAUAUAUAUAUACACUGUUCAAAAAAAUUAAGGGAACACUAAAAUAACACAUCCUAGAUCUAAAUGAAUGAAAUAAUCUUAUUAAAUACUUUUUUCUUUACAUAGUUGAAUGUGCUGACAACAAAAUCACACAAAAAUUAUCAAUGGAAAUCAAAUUUAUCAACCCAUGGAGGUCUGGAUUUGGAGUCACCCUCAAAAUUAAAGUGGAAAACCACACUACAGGCUGAUCCAACAUUGAUGUAAUGUCCUUAAAACAAGUCAAAAUGAGGCUCAGUAGUGUGUGUGUCCUCCACGUGCCUGUAUGACCUCCCUACAAUGCCUGGGCAUGCUCCUGAUGAGGUGGCGGAUGGUCUCCUGAGGGAUCUCCUCCCAGACCUGGACUAAAGCAUCCGCCAACUCCUGGACAGUCUGUGGUGCAACGUGGCGUUGGUGGAUGGAGCGAGACAUGAUGUCCCAGAUGUGCUCAAUUGGAUUCAGGUCUGGGGAACGGGCGGGCCAGUCCAUAACAUCAAUGCCUUCCUCUUGCAGGAACUGCUGACACACUCCAGCCAAAUGAGGUCUAGCAUUGUCUUGCAUUAGGAGAAACCCAGGGCCAACCGCACCAGCAUAUGGUCUCACAAGGGGUCUGAGGAUCUCAUCUCGGUACCUAAUGGCAGUCAGGCUACCUCUAGCGAGCACAUGGAGGGCUGUGCGGCCCCCCAAAGAAAUGCCACCCCACACCAUGACUGACCCACCGCCAAACCGGUCAUGCUGGAGGAUGUUGCAGGCAGCAGAACGUUCUCAAUGGCGUCUCCAGACUCUGUCACGUCUGUCACAUGUGCUCAGUGUGAACCUGCUUUCAUCUGUGAAGAGCACAGGGCGCCAGUGGCGAAUUUGCCCAACUUGGUGUUCUCUGGCAAAUGCCAAACGUCCUGCACGGUGUUGGGCUGUAAGCACAACCCCCACCUGUGGACGUCGGGCCCUCAUACCACCCUCAUGGAGUCUGUUUCUGACCGUUUGAGCAGACACAUGCACAUUUGUGGCCUGCUGGAGGUCAUUUUGCAGGGCUCUGGCAGUGCUCCUCCUGCUCCUCCUUAAACAAAAGCGGAGGUAGCAGUCCUGCUGCUGGGUUGUUGCCCUCCUACGGCCUCCUCCACGUCUCCUGAUGUACUGGCCUGUCUCCUGGUAGCGCCUCCAUGCUCUGGACACUACGCUGACAGACACAGCAAACCUGCACUACCUGAGCCACUUGUGUGGGUUGUAGACUCCGUCUCAUGCUACCACUAGAGUGAAAGCACCGCCAGCAUUCAAAAGUGACCAAAACAUCAGCCAGGAAGCAUAGGAACUGAGAAGUGGUCUGUGGUCAUCACCUGCAAAACCAGUCCUUUAUUGGGGAUGUCUUGCUAAUUGCCUAUAAUUUCCACCUGUUGUCUAUUCCAUUUGCACAACAGCAUGUGACAUUUAUUGUCAAUCAGUGUUGCUUCCUAAGUGGACAGUUUGAUUUUACAGAAGUGUGAUUGACUUGGAGUUACAUUGUGUUGUUUAAGUGUUCCCUUUAUUUUUUUGAGCAGUGUAUAUAUACUGUAUGUUAUACUUUUGAAACUUUUUGUCCUUCUUUUUGUCCUCCAGCCACUUUAAUGGGAUGUCCUCAACAUUCUAAAGGGCCCAAUGUGACAUCAUGACUUCCAAAAUUCUUAUUCUAUUCACUCUAAACAAUGUAACUUUUGAUGUAAAUCAGCUACUUUGACCACUUUCCCAACAACUUAGACAACUUAGAUAGCUUCUCUGCUAUUCAAAUCUGAAAUCAGAACAGAAUUACCUUCAACCGAUGAAUCAACACAGCUGUUUUAGUAACUGCUUCAACUACAUUUCCUCUCAGCUUUUACAAACAAUUUACAUUUUGACCACUUUUCCAUCAAGUUAGACAAAAACGUAGAGCAUAUGACAUCUCCGUCUCCUUCUCUGCUAUUCAAAUCUGAAAUCAGAACAGAAUUAUCUUCUACCGUUCAAUGACAGAGCUGUUUUUGUAAUCGCAUCAACUACAUUUUCUGUCAACUUUUGCCAACAAAAUACAUGUUGACCACUUUACCGACAAGUUAGCCAAUAGCUUAGAAGGUAUGACAUCUUGGUCUAUUUCUCUGCUAUUCUAAAUCUGAAAUCAGAACAGAAUGGUCUUCUGCCAAUCAAAAGUGACAGCUGUUUUAUUAAACGCAUCAACUACUUUUCGUGUGAACUUUUACAAACAACUGACAUUUUGACCACUUUCACAACAACUUAGACAAACACUUAAAACCUAUGAAAUCUUAAUCUACUUCUCUACUUUUAUAAUCUAAAAUCGCUUCGGGGACUUGCUUCCAUUCAGUGACAAGAGCAUUAGUGAGGUCGGUGCUGUGCGAUUAGGCCUGGCUCGCAGAUGGCUAUCCAAUUCAUCCCAAAGGAGUUCGAUGGGGUUGAGGUCAGGGCUGUUUGCAGGCCAGUCAAGUUCUUCCACACCAUUUCUCUAUGGACCUCACUUUGUGCAGAGGGGCAUUGUAAUGCUGAAACAGGAAAGGGCCUUCCCCAAACUGUUGCCACAAAGUUGGAAACACAGAAUUGUCUAGAAUUUCAUUGUAUGCUUUAGCAUUAAGAGUUCCCUUCUCUGGAAGUAAGGGGCCUAAUCCAAACCAUGACAAACAGCCCAGACCAUUAUUCCUCCUCCACCAAACUUUACAUUUGUCACUAUGCAUUGGGGCAGGUAGCGUUUCCCUGGAAUCCGCCAAACCAAUACUCGUCCAUCAGACUGCCAGAUGGUGACGCAUGAUUCUUCACUCUAUAAAAUGCCUUUCAGCUGCUCCAGAUUCCAAUGGCGGCAAGCUUUACACCAAUCCAGCAAUGGAAACCCAUUUCAUGAAGCUCCAGACGAAAAGUUAUUGUGCUGAUGUUGCUUCCAGAGGCAGUUUUGGAACUUGAUAGUGAGUGUUGCAACCGAGGACAGACCAUUUUUACGUGCUACGCGCUUCAGCACUGUUCCGUUCUGUGAGCUUGUGUGGCCUACCACUUCGCGUCUGAGCAGUUGGUGUUUCCACUUUACAAUAACAGCACUUACAGUUUACCGGGGCAGCUCUAGAAGGGCAGAAAUUUGAUGAACUGAGUUGUUGGAAAGGUGGCCUCCUACGACAGUGCCACGUUGAAAGUCACUGAGCUCUACAAUAAGGCCAUUCUACUGCCAAUGUUUGUCUAUGGAGAAUGUUUAAAGUAGCCACCCUUUGCCUUGAUGACAGCUUUGCACACUCUUGGCAUUCUCUCAACCAGCUUCAUGAGGAAUGCUUUUCCAACAGUCUUGAAGGAGUUCCCACAUAUGCUGGCACUUGUUGGCUGCUUUUCCAUCACUCUGCGGUCCAACUCAUCCCAAUCGGGGGAUUGUGGAGGCCAGUUUAUCUGAUGCAGCACUCCAUCACUCUCCUUGGUCAAAUAGCCCUUACACGGCCUGGAGGUGUGUUUUGGGUCAUUGUCCUGUUGAAAAAGAAAUGAUAGUCCCACUAAGCACAAACCAGAUGGGUUGGCGUUUCGCUGCAGAAUGCUGUGGUAGCCAUGAUGGUUAAGUGUGCCUUGAAUUCUAAAUAAAUCACAGAUAGUGUCACCAGAAAAGCACCCCCACACCAUCACACCUCCUCCUCCAUGCUUGAUGGUGGGAACCACACAUGCAGAGAUCAUCCGUUCACCUACUCUGCAUCUCACAAAGACACAGCGUUUGGAAACCAAAAAUCUCAAAUUUGGACUCAUCAGACCAAAGGAAAGAUUUCCACCGUUCUAUUGUCCAUUGUUCAUUUUUCUUGGCCCAAGCAAGUCUCUUCUUCUUAUUGGCGUACUUUAGUAGUGGUUUCUUUGCAGCAAUUCGACCAUGAAGGCCUGAUUCACGUAGUCUGCUCUGACCAGUUGAUGUUGAGAUGUGUCUGUUACUUCAACUAUGUGAAGCAUUUAUUUUGGCUCAAAGUUCUUGAAAUGUUCCGUAUUGACUGACCUUCAUGUCUUAAAGUAAUGAUGGACAUUUGUUUCUCUUUGCUUAUUUGAGCUGUUCUUGUCAUAAUAUGGACUUGGUCUUUAACCAAAUAGGGCUAUCUUCCGUAUACCACCCCUACCUUGUCACAAUACAACUGAUUGGCUCAAACGCAUUAAGAAGGAAAGAAAUUCCACAAAUAACUUUUAAGAAGGCAUACCUGUUAAUUUAAAUGCUUUCCAGGUGACUACCUCAUGAAGCUGGUUGAGAGAAUGCCAAGAGUGUGCAAAGCUGUCAUUAAGGCAAAGGGUGGUUACUUUGAAGAAUCUCAAAUAUAAAAUAUAUUUUGAUUUGUUUAACACUUUUUUGGUUACUACAUGAUUCCAUAUGUGUUAUUUCACAUCUUUGAUGUCUUCACUAUUAUUCUACAAUGUAGAAAAUUGUAAAAAAAAAAAAAAUAAUUGAAUGAGUAGGUGUGUCCAAACUUUUGACUGGUACUGUAAAUAGCAGUGAAAAGAAAGAAGCCUGUACAGAAUAAAAACAUUCCAAAACAUGCAUCCUGUUUUCAAUAAGGCACUAAAGGAAAACAGCAGAAAAAGUGGCAAAGAUAUUAACUUUAUAUCCUGAAUACAAAGUGUUAUGUUUGGGGCAAAUCCUGGCAAAAAACACAACACAUCACUGAGUACCGCUCUUUUUAUUUUCAAGCAUGGUGGUGGCUGCAUCGUGUUAUGGGUAUGUUUGUCAUCUGCAAGGACUACAGAGUUUUUUAUGAUACAAAUAAAUGUAAUAGAGCUAUGCACAGGCAAAAUCCUAGAGGAAAACCUAGAGGAAAUUCACCUUUCAGCAGGACAAUAACCUAAAACACUAGGCCAAAUAUACACCGGAGUUGCUUACCAAGACGACAUUGAAUGUUCCUGAGUGGCCUAGUUAUUCCAACAUGAAUUGACUCAGGGGUGUGAAUACAGGGGUGUGAAUAAUAAAUUCGAUAUUUCUGUAUUUCAUUUUCAAGAAAUUCGCAACAAUUAAAAAAAAAACAUGUUUUCACUUUGUCAUUAUGAGGUAUUAUUGUGUGUAGAUGGGUGAGAGAGAAAAAAAUGAUUUCAUCAGUUUUGAAUUCAGGCUGUAACACAACAAACUGUGGAAUAAGUCAAGGGGUAUGAAUACAUUCUGAAGGCACAAUUGUAUAGUUAUCUGGUUUGUUGUAUACUUGUUUGUAUCUCAGAAGACCAGAACCUUAAUAAUAAUCACCAUAUUUACUUUACAAACACUAUGUCACGACUUCCGCCGAGACUGCCUUCCCUCCUUGUUCGGGCAGGUUUCGGCGUUCGUCGUCACCGGCUUACUAGCUACUGCCGAUCCCAUUCUCAUCACUCCACUUGUCAUGUCUUGUCUUGUCAAUCACACACACCUGGUGCUCAUUCCCCUAAUUAGUAUGGGUAUAAGUGUUCCCUCUGUUCCCCUUGUCUUUGUGAGUGAUUGUUUAUUGUGAGAGCGAGUAGCUCGGUUUAGCUACUCUUCCAUGUGUAUUUGCCAAGGUGGAUUAUUUUCCCUUGUUUGUUUAGUUUUGACGCUGGGUGCGUUUUAUUUAUGUGAACGGAAUCAACUCUGGACUUCGGUGUUUUACCUCCUGCGCCUGACUCCUUCAUUCACACCACAUCACAGAAUCACUCACCCGCUGAAUGGAGUCAGCAGGAGAAGACCGCAUGCCAGGAGUUGUGGCAAGGGUCAAGGAGCAUUCCUCGAUGCUGGCCAGCUUGGGGGAAGCGAUGGAUCAGGUUCUUCAGGUAGUAGAACGCCUGGAGAGGAGAGGACCCGAUCUAUCGAGACCAGCUGGUCAACCGGAUCCAGCCACCUACACCCCAGCCCCUGGAGGGAUCCAGAUAUCCCGGCCACCGGCGUUUGAUGGGACGGCUGCGCGAUGUAAGGGAUUUCUGCUCCAGCAUCAGGCCGGCGCCACUGGAGCGGGAGAGGGUAUCCGUCCUCGUUUCCUGCCUUUGUGGGAGAACCCUGGAGUGGGCCAACGCGGUGUGAAACGAGGGAGGUGCCGCGUUGGAGGACUACGGGGAGUUUGCUCACCUCUUUCGGGCCGUUUUCGAUCACCUGCCUGAGGGUCGAGAGGCGGGCGAACGACUGGUCCAUCUGAGGCAGGGGACGAGGACCGCACAGGACUACGCGUUAGAAUUCCGGACACUGGCAGCGGGGUCCGGGUGGAACGAGCGGGCCCUGAUCAACCAUUUCCUGUGCCACCUAAGGGAGGAUGUCCGACGGGAGCUAGCCUGCCGUGAUGCCAUGCUAUUGUUCUCCCAACUGGUGGACAUGGCCAUCCGGUUGGACAAUCUGCUAGCAGCCAGAGGACGUCCUGGUAGGGGUCUGCCCGUUCCCACUCCAGACGACUCUGACCCCGAGCAGAUGGAGCUGGCUUUUCUUCAAGACAUUACAAUAUUUGGUUAGCUCCUCUGAUUAACUUAAAGUAAAGCAUAUAUGAUUUCACUAUAUGUCAGUCUCAAUCAAAGUAAGUUAAGCUAAAAUAACAAAUUGAGAAGAGGAUGUUGAGAAAUAAAGAUAAUGAUGUUUCUAACAAAGUGUUGAUAAUGUAAUGUAAUGUUGUGUAAUAUGCUGUCAUGCCUAAUCCCGUUCCCUCUCUCCAGAGCUCAACGUCGCCAGUCUACUAACCACCGGUCCUGGCAACCCACAUUAUGCGCACCUGGCAACAUUCAUUAUGCACACCUGCUCCCCAUCGUUAUGCACACCUGGACUUCAUCAUCACCUUGAUUACUCUCCUUUUAUUUAGCCCUCAGUAGCCUCAGUCUUCAGGCAGUAUUGGUUUUGUUCACGUUCAGUAUGUGUUUUCUGUUUUGUUUAUCUGCUUAUUCUCAUUAUUAAACUCACCUUCUGCACCUGCUUCCUGACUCCUAGCGUAUAUGUUACAGAAUACUGCCUCAGAAAAAUAAUGGAAGCAGCAGAAGUUACACCAUCUUCCGGACGGUCGAGGAACAGGGUCAUCUACUCCACCAACACCACGACCAGCUAGCUCUACUGGUUACGACCAUGAACGAGGUCCUCUGCAUUCUCCCCCGCCUCGACACCACCAGUGAGGUUCUCCAUACAUCUACCCAGCCGCCCGACUGUCCCUUCCGGAAUAGUAGAACGGUACUCCAUCGAAAUGCCGUGGCUUACUACUCCAGGGCUCCAUCUAUUUUGCCUAUCAGACGGGAGUCCCACCACCGAGAGGUCCAAGGUUGCCACGGUCAUUUCCCUGCUGACCGGACGUGAUUUGGUGUGGCCUACGGGCGUCUGGGAGAGAGGAGAGGAGGAGUUGGGUUCAUGGCUUUGUUCAGGGCGGUCUUCGACCGUCCUCCAGAAGGCAGAGAGGGAGGUGAGCGACUUUUCCAACUUCAGCAGGGUGCCCAGACCGCUGCGGAGUAUGCCCUCACCUUUCGGACUGUGGCAGCCUCCAGUGGAUGGAAUGAGCCGGCGCUCCACAAUCUAUUCUGCAGUGGAUUGCGCAAGGAGGUCCAGACGGAGUUAGCAUGUCGAGAUGACAACAUAUCCUUGGAUGCUCUCAUCGCGAUGGCCAUCCAUAUGGAUAACCUUCUUCGGGAGCGCCGGUGUCCACCUCGCCACUCGCCUCCCUGCUUUGGCUGUCCUGAGGCAGAGCCUGAACCCAUGGAGGUAGGGGCCACACACCUCUCCGUUGCAGAGCGGCGUCGCCGGACAUAGCUGGGGCUCUGUCCCUAUUGCGGCCAAGAGGGGCACUAGCUUCAGCGGUGUCCUGUGCAUCCCAACCCGGGGUCCACUAGAGCAGAGGGGCAGCCCUGUGACCUUCCGCCUCCCAGGGUAGGCGUGAGUAUUCCUUUAUCAUCGUUUUCCGCCAAACCCUUUCUGCUUCCCAUUUCGCUGGCUGUCCCUCAAGUGUUGUCUUUACAGCUCUAGUGGACUCCGGUGCCACUGGGAACUUCAUCAACCAGGCCCUCGCCUCCUCCCUGAACUAAACUUCAUACCCCCUCUCCUUUCCUUUUCCUGUCCAAGCCCUGGAUACACGGCCAUUGGGAUCCUGCACAAUCACAGCACCACUCACCCUCACCGUGGGACCCAUGCAACAACAAAAACGUCCCUUCCUCAUCACCACUGCACACAUACAAAAAGUCAUCCUCGGCCUCCUGCGGCUCCAAUUUCAUAACCCCACCAUCUCCUGAUCAAGGUCCAGAGGAGCGCUGUUGGGUCCAGAGGAGCGCUGUUGGGUUCCGGCGGCCGCCAUCCUGGACCCCAACAUUGUCCUGGAUUUCCAUCUCCGCCGUCCGGACUGGCCUGCUCCUCGCCCCCGGGGCUGUCCUCCUGGCUGGUGUCGUCCUGCGACUCGAGCCGCGUGUCAAAAGAUCAGUUUGGGCAAUCAUAAUGUCACAAAGUGAAAUGGCAUUAAUAAAGUUUUAUCAAAGGAUUUAGACUUAUUAUCACUAUCAACAAAACUUUUUUCUAUCCUCAGGCAUGGAGACCUCCUGUGAUGCUACAUAGAACAUGUAGUGUUACUGGAGCUAUUGGAGGAACUGUCUAUCUCCAUGGAAAUAUAUGGACAAAUGUUUUUUGGGGGUUAAAUGCGCCUUUGAAGGUUUACAUACAGUAACCCAGAUCUACAGUUUGGCCAAGUGCAUGUGAAGGAGGUGAAUGGAUGCUAUUUCUAACUCUGCAAAUCAACAUUAGAGCUUAUGAAGACUGUUUACAUACUUCAAAUGUUAAUUGUCAAAAAGUGAUCUGUGCAGUAGCCUUCCAUUUUUUUCCACAAACAUCUCCACACAAAUGCUAAUGAGAGUCCGGAACUGGAAUAUGCUGACAUCACUAUUCGAAAGAAGAGGGAGAAACAGAGGGAGGUUUCAGAGGAGAUGGUGUAUGGACAAAUUGUAGUGCUGGAGGGGGCCAGACCAAACACUGAGAGA
Coregonus sp. 'balchen' is the source of this 39300-nucleotide messenger RNA. NCBI's taxonomy places the organism in Eukaryota, Metazoa, Chordata, Actinopteri, Salmoniformes, Salmonidae. The record is from the annotation of a GenBank genome assembly.